GAAUCUAGCGGCGCCGAAGAUGUCACGGAACCCAGCGUGGCUUUCUAUCCUUGCGCGCAGGUGUGCUCCAUAUCCGCAAGACCUUAUCUCCACAUUAGCGCUAGCUCAGCUGAUCCCCUGCAUCUGUCCCGGCGGAUUUCUACUGCUGUGCCCCUAAUCUGUCACGAGUACAGUUUGAAGUCCGAGUUUUGAGCCUAACAGCACCUCCUUACUGGAACAUUGUCUUCUCAUUCCAGUUGGAGAUCGUCUUCGUGAGGCAGCAGGGAGCAUUUCUCUCGCUGAUUCGAAAUGGCUGCAUCGUGUGUAUCAGUGUUAUCGGCCGCUGCCGGUUCGUGUGUUGCCGUAAGAAGUAUCGACACCAGGGCCACCAGACAGACUUCUCGUCUAUCCCUGGUCGUACCUUCUCUAGCUGUGUCCCGUUCUGCCGAGAAGAUCUUUACCUCAGGCCUGUUCUUGACCACUUUGAGUUCCAGGGUUGAAAGGAGUGCCGGAAUUGCUGCCAGGGCUGCCGACCUUGAGGAAGCUGAGACGUCAGUUGAUUCUACUCCAUCUUCUCCUGCCCCUGCUGCUGGUACCAAACUUUACGUCGGAAAUCUGCCGUGGGCCGUUCACAGUCAGCAGCUCGCUGAAAUUUUCCAAGAGUACGGAAAUGUCGAACUUGUGGAGGUUAUUUACGAUAGAGACACCCAAAAGAGCCGAGGGUUCGCGUUUGUGACCAUGAGCACUAAUGAAGAUGCACAAAGAGCAAUUGACGCGCUGGACGGCUCAGAGCUUGACGGAAGAGUGGUGAAAGUUAACUUUCCUCAAACCACGAAGGAUGCAUCGAGAAAUGACAGAUACAAAAACGAGAGGGCUGCUCCACGCGAACGUAGGGAAGGAGAAGGAUAUUCUCCCAGACCAGGCGGUAGCUUCAAUUCCGCUAUGAAGAUCUUUGUUGGAAAUCUAUCAUGGGGAGUCGAUGACGUUGCUCUUGACGAGCUGUUCAGUGAGUACGGAAAGGUUGUGGAGGCGAAGGUUGUGCACGACAAAGCAACAGGACGCUCCAGGGGUUUCGGAUUCGUCACUAUGACAAAGGAAACGGAAGUAGCUUCUGCUAUCGAAGCCCUCGACGGAGCUGAUUUUGACGGGAGGACCAUGAGGGUGAACCGUGCUGGUGAUAAGCCAGAAAGGAGUGAUUCACCAAGCCGGGGUUAUUAGAAGUAGAUUUAAAAUAGAUAUUUAUCAAUGAGUUUCUUGAGCAAGCCCUUAGCAGGCAGACUAACUUGUAGCUUGUAGGCGAAACUCGGGCCGUUUGGAGUCCAAUGGAUUUUGAGAACAUCCGGAGACAUUUUUUGCAAUGGGUAGGCGGAGGAACGUGUUUCACGUACUUCGGAGCCUAUAUGAAAGUUUCGGAGCGUAAACUGGCCUGUACAGGCCGAGCGGGGAACAAUGUGUUGCGCUUCCUUCUGCCGUGCCGUGUCAGAAGUUGUUAGCGUAGAAGGUAUACAUGGUCCUUGGAAGGCCGGGGGAGCCUUGUUUUUCCUGCCGAGGCUGAGUAUCGAAGUCGCUCGCCUCUGCUCCGCCUAUCUUCAAACCUUUGAGUUCUACCGAGACCUCUGUAGUGCUCACCAAACAAGAGUCGAAACGAGCAGAUCAUGUAAACUCGGAUCUCGAGGUUUGUACGAUCCUUAGAAUUUUCAGUAAAACGCCACGUUACAAACUGA
Marchantia polymorpha subsp. ruderalis is the source of this 1703-nucleotide messenger RNA. The record is from the annotation of a GenBank genome assembly. Lineage: Eukaryota; Viridiplantae; Streptophyta; Marchantiopsida; Marchantiales; Marchantiaceae.